Molecule: messenger RNA, 3650 nt
Organism: Pelobates fuscus (common spadefoot toad)
Lineage: Eukaryota; Metazoa; Chordata; Amphibia; Anura; Pelobatidae
Gene: TFE3
Product: transcription factor binding to IGHM enhancer 3
Exons: 10
Coding region: 120-1664 (514 amino acids)
Biological process (GO): regulation of transcription by RNA polymerase II
Cellular component (GO): nucleus
Molecular function (GO): RNA polymerase II cis-regulatory region sequence-specific DNA binding; DNA-binding transcription factor activity, RNA polymerase II-specific; protein dimerization activity
Source: RefSeq, a predicted model, not a curated record
AGCCGAUUGAGGCUCCAAUCCAGCCAAGACAGGAAAGAAGACACCAAUCAGUUGAAACAGACCCCCAAAUAGACGGGAGACUGACAGAGACAGCCUGCUAGACAGGACUCUCCCCUGCGAUGUCUCAUGAUAUAGGCUGUGAGACCCCCACAUUGCACAGCCCCACACAGCACACUGUCUAUGUCCUGGUGGACUCCAGUGCUGACAGCAUCCAGCUGCUCAGUUUGAGCCCCCUCCUGCCCGAAUCUGGAAUUGUUGAAGAUAUUGAUGUGGAAACUGCUCUUGAAACAAACAAGGAGCAAUUCUACCAGUUAAAGAGCCAACCCAUUGCGACAAGGCAAAACAAAGAGACUCCGUUAGCACCCCUACAGACACCUGGCACAAUGACAUUGCGGGUACUGCAACGCCAGCAGCUGAUGAGGGCUCAGACCCAGGAACAGGAGCGCAGAGAGCAGGAGCAACAGGCAGCUCAGAACCUGAUAGAACGUGGGAAUCCUAUACCCGCCACACCAGCCAUCAGCGUUAACAAUGUAACCCGCCCCACACAGGUGCCACUAGAGGUACUAAAGGUCCAAACCCACCUGGAAAACCCAACCAAGUACCACAUCCAGCAGUCACAGCGCCAGCAAGUUAAGCAGUAUCUCUCCACAACCAUGGGGGCCAAACUGCCCCUUCUAGGCUCUGCUCCAGGUACCAGCACUGCCAACAACGCUGGCACAUCUCCGCUCCCAGCGCAGCCUGCCAUGCCGUCAGCAAGCAGUGCCCCGAACAGUCCCCUGGCAAUGCUCAACAUUGGCUCAAACUCCGAAAAAGAGAUUGAUGAUGUCAUUGAUGAAAUCAUUAGCCUAGAAUCCAGCUUUAAUGAUGAAAUGAUGGGAUUUGUGGACAGAAGUCAGCUGCCUAGUACACUACCUGGAAAUAUUCUUGAUGUUUAUUGCACUUCUGGAAUGUCCGCCCCAGUGAUCACUGUGAGCAAUUCCUGUCCGGCUGACCUGACCAAUAUAAAGAAAGAAUAUCCAGAUCACGAAGUGAAAGCAUUGUCCAAGGAGCGACAGAAGAAAGACAAUCACAACCUGAUUGAACGUCGGCGAAGAUUUAAUAUUAAUGACCGAAUUAAGGAGCUUGGAACAUUAAUCCCAAAAUCCAGUGACCCGGAGGUUCGCUGGAAUAAAGGAACUAUCCUAAAGGCGUCUGUUGAGUACAUCCGAAAAUUGCAAAAAGAACAACAGCGUGUCCGUGAGCUGGAAGGCAGACAGCGCAAACUGGAGCAUGUUAACCAGAGUUUGAUGCUGCGUAUCCAGGAGUUGGAGAUGCAGGCUCAGAUGCAUGGACUCAACCCUCAUUCCACCAUCUCCGCAGACACUCCUAAGACAGAGUCCACAUCCGAAGCAUUGUCAGAUUUCUUCACCAACCUCUCUCAGCCCCUCAAUACAUCCUCUUUAGACUUGGGAACUGCCACCUACUCUGACCCACUGAGUGACUUGGUGGACAGUAGCCUAAGUUUUCACCUCAAUCUGACAGGAGACUCGGCUAUUGAAGACAUUCUUAUGGAUGAUGCCUUGUCCCCAAUGGGCAGAGAAGAUCCUCUCCUCUCCUCGGUUUCUCCUGGUGCCUCCAAAACCAGCAGUCCGCACAGCACCUUCAGCAUGGAGGACGACCCUUGACUGGAUUUAAACUUUUACCAAACUGACCCCAGUGCUGGCCUCCGAUCUACAACCAUAAGCCUAUAAAACUGACCUACAGAGCAAGUCCCGUCAAACAGACCCUGGAGGUACGCUCUAGGGUAGACCAACUGUAGCUACAGAACACAUAUCUUCACUAAUUAGCUGUUCAUGAGAUUUCAUUUCCAUCAGCCUUGCCUACUAAAUGGAGUGGUGGUGACGUUUUCAGUCCUGGGGUCUCGUCUCCCGUGGUUGUAAAUAUGUGGGUUCUAAUCUAACAUAAAAUGGCAUUAAAGCAAGAAAGAACCCUGGUGGGAUCACUGGCUGGGCCAAUAAACAUUCCCUGGCAGAGUACAUACUGAAUUCAUAAGCAUUCUCCCUAGUAUGACUCCGGCUUACACAUAUAGUGGGCAACGAUGACGUUUGAUAAAUAUGAACUUUUCUGCCCCCAAGCACUCCAUGGAUUUCUUAAAACAUGCAUGUUCCUUCGUGUUAUUGGAACAUACUACUUUUAUUUUUUUCGGUUUAAGAUGUCCUCAAAUUUUCUUGAUGGUAAUUUGCAGAGUAGAAUGUCCCCCACUACCCCAGACAUGGCAUAGGAGAAGGCGCUAAAGGAUGCUACUUUACAGGUAGUACCAGAGGCUACUGUAGGUGGAAAGGCCUCUUACUAUACCAGAAGCCACAGUAGGUGGACAGGUCUCACACCAGAGGCCACCAUAUGUGGGCUCUUCUCUUAUUAUACUGGGGGUCAUUACAGAUGUACAGAUCUUUUACUAAACCAGAGGCUACAGUACAUGGACAUUAUUAUACCAGAGGCCGCAGUAGGUGGACAGGUCUCACACCAGAGGCCACCAUAUGUGGACAUUUCUUUUACUAUACCAGAGGCCACAGUACAUGGACAUUAUUAUACCAGAGGCCGCAGUAGGUGGACAGAUCUCUCGUAUUCUUCAACCACAAUAAGUUUUUAUUUAAAAAUAAAAUAAUCACCAGAUAUGCUGUGGAGGUUUAGGACAAUGCUGUGACCGUGGGCUCUCAUGUCAGGGCUAAUUGUAGCCAUUCUGUAGAUGAAAGGUAAUGUUGCUAUGGAUGUUGUAUGAUGAUCCCAGGGCGAGCUUUGGGAAUGGGGCAAGAUUCAUUUUAUUGAUGCAGAAAUUAAGUGAUUGUUACUGCAGACAGAACCCACACUGACGGCAGAGUCCUAACUGUCUAGCCACAGCGAGGUGCCGCCACAUUAUUUAACCCUCUUCUAAUAAUCCUGAAGGACUCUCUACAAAUUAAAAAGUCGCUGUAAAACUAGGCUGCACUGUUUAAGUGCAUGCCCCUACCUAGAUGGAGGGGGACUGAGAAGCAAUGUGUCAUAUAAUGAAUAAUGGCUAAAGACAUGCCUGGAUGGGAUUAGUUAUAAUGUGGGAAAAUUUGCAAUAUAGUAAUGAGUGUGCGGCGAUAGAGCUGUGAGUGUAUGUGGAGUGGGCGACGAUAGAGCUGUGAGUGUAUGUGGAGUGGGCGACGAUAGAGCUGUGAGUGUAUGUGGAGUGGGCGACGAUAGAGCUGUGAGUGUAUGUGGAGUGGGCGACGAUAGAGCUGUGAGUGUAUGUGGAGUGGGCGACGAUAGAGCUGUGAGUGUAUGCGGACUGUUACGGGACACUGCUGUGAGUGUAUGCGGAGCGUGCCGGGACAGAGCUGUGAGUGUAUGCGGUGUAUGCGGAGCGUGCCGGGACAGAGCUGUGAGAGUAUGUCGUUUUUGCUGGGACUUAUAUCAUUACUCUAUCUGUAAACAGAGUAAUGAUGUAUAAAAUAUGUUGGGGUGUGUGUGUGUGUGUGGACAGGGCUAUAUUUGUAUUGGGGGACAUUGUUAUGAGUAUAUUGGGGGAGCAGGCCUCACCCCAUAUCUUCUUUGUGCUUCUAUAUAAUUUAGGAUUGUCAUGUAUUUUGCAUAUUACAAAAUUAUUACAUAUAGCUGCAAAUUCUUUAAUAAAACAUUUUACAUUA